AUGGUUGGCACCCAAGGAUGUGUUGAUCCGAAGUAUUGUUCUACCUUAGAAUAUAACAAGAAGAGUGAUGUAUUUAGCUUCGAGGUGGUCCUCCAGGAGCUCAUCAUGGGUCAACCUCCAAUUUUGAAAGGUGUGCCAGAUGAAAUGGUUUUUAUAGUUGAACGAGUGCAAGAAAAGCUCAAGAGAGGGAACAUUGAGGCCAUAAUAGAUUCAAGGCUACAAAACAUUUACGAUAUCAAUUCCAUUUGGCCAACUGCCGAGCUAGAACUUCUAUGCACAGCUGACGUUCCCAGUGAGAGGCCAACCAUGAGUGAGAUCAUAGCUGAGUUGAAGGAGAGCUUGAGAUAG
Molecule: messenger RNA, 348 nt
Organism: Zingiber officinale
Lineage: Eukaryota; Viridiplantae; Streptophyta; Magnoliopsida; Zingiberales; Zingiberaceae
Product: senescence-induced receptor-like serine/threonine-protein kinase
Exons: 1
Coding region: 1-348 (115 amino acids)
Biological process (GO): protein phosphorylation
Molecular function (GO): protein kinase activity; ATP binding
Source: RefSeq, a predicted model, not a curated record